Messenger RNA from Nicotiana tabacum (common tobacco), 1744 nucleotides. RefSeq lists its product as uncharacterized. The record is from RefSeq and is a predicted model, not a curated record. Gene Ontology annotation, biological process: RNA processing. Lineage: Eukaryota; Viridiplantae; Streptophyta; Magnoliopsida; Solanales; Solanaceae.
GAAAAAAGUGACAAUGGAAGAGCUGUACAAUUAAACGACUAGGGAAUGACAGCAAGUCUAUAAAAAGCCAUUGCAGUAGCAAAAGACACCAUUUUCUAAUUGGCACAAUUAAAAAGCGGAGAUACCAAAUAAAAUUUAGCGAUAAGAAACGAUAAAAGAAAGCAGAUUUACAUGAUGCAGGGGACAGUGAAAAAGAAUCCAAAUAGGACAGUGAAAAACUUCAGCUCUAGCAAAUUCGGGUUUGAGCAUGGGCUCAACUAAAGCCAGCCCAACCAAGCUAUUCACAAGUCUUUUACACCACAUCAAUUCCCGGUGGUGGCGACGGUGACGGCACGGCGGCGUCAAAGUUUUUCUAUUUAUUUGAAUUUUCUCUCUUUAUCUACUGCUGAGAAGAAUGAAUUUUUAGCAAAAAUUAAUGGGUAAGAAAGGAUCAAGAAAGAAAGGAGGUGGUACAACAUCUGGGUCAGUAACAUUGAGAGAGGAGCUAAGUGGGAAGGAGAAACAAAAUCAUGUAAAUGCAAAAUCAAUGCUUAAAUUGGAACAUAUAAAGAAUCUUGCUACCUGGGUUAGCGGUGAAACUCCCAUACAUUCACUUGGUGCAUUCUUUGGUCAGAGAUUAGCUGCUUCAGCUGAAUCCUUGGGUGUUCCUCCGGAUCCCUCUUUGUUUUCUUGUCAAAGGUGUGAAUCUAUCCUUCAGUCUGGCUAUAAUUGUUCAUUAUGGAUCGAGAAGAACAAAAGAAAGGGACAAAAUAGACUCAAGAAACCUGGUAUUCCCCCGAAGAACUAUGUUGUCUAUGAGUGCCAUUUCUGUUCACAUCGUAAUCUGAAGAGAGGAACUCCGAGUGGCUAUAUGAAUGACCUAUAUCCUGUCAAAACAACAACUUCAAGAGUAUACCCUACUAAAUCAGCAACCCGAAAGUCUGAACAGUUGGAUACGGUAGUGUCCAGUAUCGAUAAGGCAAGAGUCGCCCCUACUGAAUCAGCAAUGCAAAAAUCUGAACAGUUGGAUACGUUAUUGGCUAAUAUCGAUGAGACAAGAGUUGACCUUACUGAAUCAGCAACCCAAAAGUUUGAACAGUUUGAUACUUCAGUGGAUAGUGCCAAUAGAGUUAAUAAUGCAGAUGUAAUGGUUUCAUCUGAAAUAGUUGGAGAUGAUCCUACUGCUGGUCCUGCAACUCCAUUGUCGACAGUAACAGUUACUUCUUUGUUGGAUUCUAAGAGGAAGAAAAGAAACAGAACAGGGUCCAAGAAGAAAGUUGAACCUCAGGAUGGUUCAUCCGCGACAGAUGCUGAGGAAACCGUCCCAACAUCCAGUAAGCGAAAGAGGAAGUCUUGGACUAGUUUGAAGGAAAUUGCUGAAAGUAAGGAGAGCUUUGGAGCAACGGUAAAGUUGUCUCCGCGUGACAUAUAGGUUACAGGUUCGAACCGUGAAAGCAACGACUAAUGCUUGCAUUAGGGUGGACUGACAUCACACCCUUAGGGGUGCGGCCCUUCCUCAGACCGUACGUGAAUGCGGGAUGCUUUAUGCAUCAUACUGCCCUUUAUGUUGUAGGAGUAUCAAAAUAUUCCCUUAAACUAAAAUAUAAUUGAGAACACAUAGAUUAGGAUUUGAUGAUCCGAAAAGAAAAAGAUCUUUCUAUUGUAAAAUUUAGAGUGAAAAUAUUUCCUUUUCUUUGUUAUUGAGACACUAUUGAUCUUGUUGAGACAUUAUUGAUCUUAUAUUAGUGACUUAUGCUUUCCUGAA